Messenger RNA from Daphnia carinata, 1262 nucleotides. Its product is annotated as polyamine deacetylase HDAC10-like. The coding region runs from base 138 to 1073 and encodes 311 amino acids. Gene Ontology annotation, biological process: chromatin organization. The record is from RefSeq and is a predicted model, not a curated record. Gene Ontology annotation, cellular component: histone deacetylase complex. The transcript has 8 exons. Gene Ontology annotation, molecular function: histone deacetylase activity. Lineage: Eukaryota; Metazoa; Arthropoda; Branchiopoda; Diplostraca; Daphniidae.
GGAUAUGAUGCUAUUUACAUUCAUCCAUCAACACACGAACUAGCGUUGUUGGCAGCUGGAUCAACGGUUGAACUUGUUGAUGCAAUACUUGAUGGAAAGUUUAAACAUGGUUUUAUAAACCACAAGGGCACCAUGCCAUGAAAAGUGAAUACUGUGGCUAUUGUUUUUUCAACAAUGUGGCAGUUGCAGCCCAGCAUGCAUUAGACAACAAAGGUGUUAAUAGAAUUCUGAUUGUUGAUUGGGAUGUCCAUCAUGGGCAGGCAACCCAACAAAUGUUCUAUGAUGGCCCCAGAGUCCUGUACUUUUCGGUUCAUCGUUACGAGCACGGCGCUUUUUGGCCCAAUCUUCGUGAAAGCGAUUUUCACUAUAUAGGAAGUGGGGCCGGCAAAGGCUUCAACGUGAACGUGCCAUUGAAUCAAACUAAAAUGGGUAACGCGGACUAUCUGGCCAUUUGGCACCAGCUGCUAUUGCCUCUGGCUUAUGAAUUUCAACCAGAUUUGAUAAUAAUAUCAGCUGGUUAUGACGCCGCCUUGGAUUGUUUUGAGGGAGAAAUGGAAAUCACGCCUGCAUGCUAUUCCCAUUUGACGUCGUCGCUGAUGGGAUUGGCCCAGGGAAAGCUCGCUGUAGUUCUUGAGGGAGGAUACUGUUUAAAAUCUUUGGCUGAGGGAGCUGCUGUGACUUUACGAACUCUGCUUGGCGAUCCUUGUCCAAGCAUCUCGAAAAUCGAUGAGCCUUCACUUAGCAUUCAGGAGAGUAUCCUGAGUGCCAUUUAUGUACUUCGCCCAUUUCGGAAAUGUCUACAGUUUCAGGGUCGUUUUGAUGUUUCAAAAGUGGGCAGCAAAAAGGAAGGAACGUACUUUGUUCCCACUGUUACGUUCGAGGGAAGUGAUAUCAAACCGACAACUUUUGCAACUCGAAAUUGUUACCCAGUUCAAAAUCGCGAGACGAUUGAUCAGCUGGAUCAAAGACUCGACCAGCUCAUCAAAGAAACGAGCCUGGCAGUGCCGAAACAUCGGCUGUGUUUUGUUUACGAUGAGAGAAUGGCUUCACAUCGUAAUGUCAACGAACCUUAAGGAAAACAUUCAAUUCUAAUAAAUGCCAUCCCCGAUUUAAUUAAACUCUUUCCAAAUAUUUCCAUAGGGGUCACCCAGAACGACCUGCUCGAAUAACUUCCAUUUACCAAAAGCUAUUAGAAUACGGAGUGCUGGAUCGUUGUCAUCGGCUGGAUGCUCGAGAUGCCACUCGAGAAGAAUUACUGUGGU